Messenger RNA from Penicillium concentricum, 969 nucleotides. RefSeq lists its product as uncharacterized. Bases 1 to 969 code for a protein of 322 amino acids. The transcript is spliced from 2 exons. The record is from RefSeq and is a predicted model, not a curated record. Lineage: Eukaryota; Fungi; Ascomycota; Eurotiomycetes; Eurotiales; Aspergillaceae.
AUGUCCACCAAACCCAUUACAAGAGUUGCCAUUGUUGGGGCCACCGGUCAUAUCGGCCAAAUCUUCGCUCAGUCGCUUCUGGAAACUGGCCAGCAUACAGUCACAGCUCUCACUCGCGAAGAUAGUCAGGGAAAACUUCCAGAUGGAGUUCAAACCGUCCAAGUUAACUACGAGGAUGAGGACUCAAUUAUCAAGGCCUUGAAUGGACAACAAUUCCUUGUUAUUACUCUCAGCGUCCAAGCCCCUGAAGACCUUCAUGGUCGGAUUACCGCAGCUGCCGGAAAAGCCGGUGUCCCCUACAUCAUGCCCAAUGUGUACGGGUACCCUGUCAGCUCCGAGGACGCGGAAGACGAUCCAUUGAGAAAGGCCAUGCUCAAUCGAGUACAUGAAGCUCAAAAUGGUGUCUCAUCCUCUGUGACAAUGCCGUGUGGUGUCUGGUACGAAUGGAGCCUGGCAUGCGGCGAGCAAUGGUUUGGAUUCACGAUUAACGACCGGAAGGUGACCUUUUUUGAUGAUGGUACUCGAACCAUCACUGUCAGCACUUGGAACCAAUGCGGUCGCGCACUGGCCGCUCUCGUGAGCCUGCCAGAGUCGGGGUCAACCCCCGCGCUUGCCGACUUCAAGAACAAGGAAGUCCUGAUCAAUAGCUUCCGCGUCUCGCAACGCGAUAUGCUCGACAGUCUGCAUCGUGUCUUGGGAACUACAGACUCUGACUGGGAGAUCCGUCGCGAGAGUGUCGCUAAGCGUCUUGCAGACGGCGCCGAGGAGCUGGCUAAGGGUGAUUUUACGGGGUAUCCUAAGAUGAUUUAUGGAAAUAUAUUUUCACCGACCAAAGAUGCAAGCGAUUAUGCAAGGACAAUGGAAUUGGCAAAUGAUAUUUUAGGACUACCUAAGGAGGACUUGGAUGAAGCAACGAAGAGGGCGGUCGAUAUGGUGGCUGGAGGAUGGGUUCCAUUUCCCGGAAUGUGA